GCACGUGUCUAUGGUCAGUUCGGUUGUGAGCCCGAGGAAUACAAUACGUUCAAAAUCGGAUGUGAAUUUGUUCCUUUUCGCGCGCGUGUGACUGAAACUUGUUUAUUUAUGAGAUUAAGUAAGCACUCCCACGGUUCGCGAUUGCAUUAGAAUUUUCCGGUGAAUGUUUGCUGAGGUCUGUAGACCCUGUAGACGGGAAAAAACCAACAGUAGGAAGUGGUGAUUGUUUACACGACAUAAAUCUGAUUCUAUCCAAACGUGUCCAGCAAAUUCAGCGUGUCCAAACCCAGAGAAGAGGAUUAACUCAAGAAAGGAUUACUGCUAUCCGAUUGGCGCCGAAGCUUCCGCAUUCCCGCGUGUGGUUUUAAUUAAAUGGGCAGAAGUGGGCGGAGGAGUUGGUAUCCUUUGCCGACCAGUGAUAUUGGAAUCAGCUUUGGAGAUUGAUAAAGUGUUCCCUACAGCUUAUUCUCGGAAGUGGCACAGAGUGUACAGUGUGAAGAUUAGCAGUGAAUUCCACGGCAACAGGACCACGGUGGUGGCCUCUGGAAUGCUAUUCUCGAUGCUACUACGAUGAAACCGAACGAGCUCGCAUGGGUGGAAUUUGUGAUGUGCUCAAUGGUACCUUCCAAGUGCAGGUGGUCACCUUCAAAGUGCAGGAUCUUGUCAGUGCAGUUACUGUUGUUAUUAUCGCUGUUGGUAGUUUGGCCACAAGUAGUUCCGUGUCCAGAAAAAGUGUUUUUAUUGCCAUUGCUAGCUUGGUGACUAGUGCCGGUGUCAUUACUGCUGUUGUUGCUUCCUCUCCAGCUGCCGGAAGUGAUGGUAGAUCCACUUAAAAUCUUCUGGGUACUCACAAACAGCACGUAUCUAGUUACGAAAUUCAUCCGUAUUGGAAUCGCCGACAAGAACGACAACCCACCGUACUUCGACAAGGCCCUGUACGAGGCGGAGGUGGACGAAAAUGAGGAUAUCCAGCACACGGUCCUCACCGUUACCGCCAAGGAUCACGAUGAGUCCUCGCGUAUUCGAUACGAGAUCACGAGCGGUAACAUAGGUGGCGCUUUUGCGGUGAAAAAUAUGACGGGUGCCAUUUACGUCGCCGGUGCCCUGGAUUACGAGACGAGAAAGCGAUACGAGCUACGACUAGCUGCGUCGGAUAACCUCAAGGAAAACUACACCACGGUGGUGAUCCACGUUAAGGACGUCAACGAUAAUCCACCUGUCUUCGGGCGACCAACCUACCAAGCCCAAAUCACCGAGGAGGACGACCGUAAUCUACCGAAACGGAUAUUGCAGGUCACGGCAACCGAUGGAGACAAGGACCGUCCGCAGAAUAUUGUCUACUUCCUUACCGGGCAGGGAAUCGAUCCGGACAACCCGGCCAACAGCAAGUUCGACAUCAAUCGAACCAGCGGCGACAUCUUUGUUCUGAAGCCGCUGGACCGGGAUCAACCGAAUGGCCGACCCCAGUGGCGGUUCACGGUGUUUGCCCAGGACGAGGGAGGCGAAGGUCUGGUCGGAUACGCAGACGUGCAAGUUAACCUGAAGGAUAUCAACGACAACGCGCCAAUCUUCCCGCAGGGCGUCUACUUCGGCAAUGUUACUGAGAACGGUACCGCCGGUAUGGUUGUGAUGACGAUGACUGCCGUCGAUUAUGACGAUCCUAAUGAGGGUACCAACGCUAAGCUGAUAUAUUCGAUCGAAAAGAACGUGAUAGAAGAGGAAACGGGCUCGCCGAUAUUUGAAAUCGAAGCGGAUACCGGAGUCAUCAAGACGGCCGUUUGCUGUUUGGAUCGAGAACGAACUCCGGAUUACUCCAUACAAGUGGUGGCGAUGGAUGGAGGGGGGUUGAAAGGGACUGGGACGGCCUCUAUACGCGUCAAAGAUAUAAACGAUAUGCCGCCACAGUUUACCAAAGACGAGUGGUUCACCGAGGUGGAUGAAACGGACGGUACAAACCUGCCGGAAAUGCCCAUUCUCACGGUGACGGUUCAUGAUGAGGAUGAAACGAAUAAGUUCCAGUACAAGGUGAUCGAUAACAGUGGCUACGGAGCGGACAAGUUUACCAUGGUUCGAAACAACGACGGCACGGGAAGUUUGAAAAUCGUUCAGCCACUGGAUUAUGAAGACCAGCUGCAGAGCAAUGGGUUCAGAUUCCGCAUACAGGUUAACGACAAAGGAGAAGACAAUGAUAAUGACAAAUACCACGUGGCAUACUCGUGGGUGGUUGUGAAACUUAGAGAUAUUAACGAUAACAAACCUCAAUUCGAGCGACCAAAUAUUGAAGUGUCGGUUUACGAAAAUGCCGACGUGGGAAAGACACUGGAAACGUUCAAAGCGACAGAUCCGGACCAAGGUGGUCGAAGCAAAGUGUCCUACGCUAUUGAUCGAUCAUCCGACCGACAGCGACAGUUCUCGAUCAAUCAAGAAGGAACAGUAACUAUUCAGCGACAGUUGGAUCGUGAAGUAACUCCCAGACACCAGGUCAAGAUCCUCGCAAUUGAUGACGGAAUACCACCGAAAACUGCCACCGCAACCCUAACCGUAAUUGUACAGGAUAUUAACGACAAUCCACCCAAGUUCCUCAAAGACUACCGACCGGUUCUGCCAGAACAUGUUCCUCCCCGAAAAGUAGUAGAAAUCUUAGCCACCGAUGAUGACGACCGCUCCAAGAGCAAUGGACCGCCGUUCCAGUUCCGUUUAGAUCCCGGUGCGGAUGAUAUCAUUCGAGCUUCGUUCAAGGUCGAACAGGAUCAGAAGGGCGCCAACGGAGACGGUAUGGCGAUCGUGUCAUCGUUGCGAUCAUUUGAUCGCGAACAGCAGAAAGAGUACCUGAUUCCGAUCGUGAUCAAAGAUCACGGAAAUCCCGCAAUGACCGGCACCAGUACCCUAACGGUGGUGAUAGGUGACGUCAAUGACAAUAAAAUGCAACCCGGAGCGAAGGAAAUAUUCGUGUACAACUAUCUGGGUCAGGCACCGGAUACGCAGAUUGGAAGGGUUUACGUAUACGAUUUGGACGAUUGGGAUCUUCCGGACAAGAAAUUCCACUGGGAGACAAACCACGAACAUCCCAGAUUCAAAUUGGACGAGGACACAGGUAUGAUCACAAUGCGAACAGGAACGAAAGAUGGUCGGUAUAAUUUGCGGUUCAAAGUGUACGAUCGGAAACAUACGCAGGCAGAUGUUCCGGCAAACGUAACGGUGACGGUACGGGAGAUUCCUCACGAUGCAGUGAUCAAUAGUGGGUCAAUUCGGAUAGCGGGCAUAACAGAUGAAGACUUCAUACGGGUGUGGAACUAUAGGACUCAGACAGUGACGAAAAGCAAACUGGAUCGAUUUAAGGACAAGUUAGCUGAUUUGUUGAACACGGAUCGCGAGAACGUAGAUGUGUUUAGUGUGCAGUUGAGAAGAAAGCAUCCUCCGCUUACCGAUGUGCGUUUUUCGGCACAUGGAUCACCUUAUUACAAACCUGUGAGACUGAAUGGAAUAGUGCUAAUGCAUCGCGAGGAAAUAGAGAAAGAUGUAGGUAUUAAUAUAACGAUGGUUGGAAUUGACGAGUGUCUGUACGAAAAUCAGAUGUGCGAAGGAUCGUGUACGAAUACGUUAGAUAUCAGUUCGCUGCCGUAUAUGGUGAAUGCGAACAAGACAUCGCUGGUUGGAGUGCGAGUGGAUGUGCUAGCAGAAUGUACGUGCGGUGCGAGAAACUUUAGCAAGGCGGAAUCGUGUCGAUCGUCUCCGUGCUACAAUGGUGGUCGCUGUAUGGAGACACGCUACGGGCUGACCUGUUCAUGUCCCACUGGGUACACUGGACCACGGUGUCAGCAGACGACGAGAAGCUUCCGAGGCAAUGGAUGGGCAUGGUAUCCGCCACUGGAUAUGUGCGACGAUUCACAUUUGAGUUUUGAGUUUAUAACGAGAAAAUCAGACGGUCUGCUGCUGUACAACGGACCGAUCGUUCCACCGGAGCGAGAUGAAUUACUCGUGUCCGAUUUCAUUUCCGUUGAAUUGGAGAGAGGCUAUCCAAGACUGCUGAUUGACUUUGGUUCUGGUACGUUGGAGCUGAGAGUCAAGACUAAAACGACCCUAGACAACGGCGAGUGGCACAGGCUGGACAUAUUCUGGGAUACCGAGAACGUCAGAAUGGUUGUGGAUUAUUGUAAAUCGGCGGAAGUGAACGAGAUGGAAGACGGUUCGACUCCGGAGUUUGACGAUGCGACUUGCCAGGCACGGGGGACGAUACCACCGUUCAAUGAGUAUUUGAAUGUCAAUGCUCCUCUACAGAUCGGAGGUUUUUACCGGGAGCAGUUUGAUCCGACGCACUACAGGUGGAACUAUAUGCCGAUGGGUAAAGGAUUCGACGGUUGUAUAAAAAAUCUGGUACAUAAUAGUAAGUUGUACGAUUUGGCGCAUCCUGGUUUGUCACGAAAUAGCGUAGCAGGUUGUCCACAAACAGAAGAAGUUUGUAGUCAGAGUGAACAGACCUCACGAUGCUGGGAGCAUGGCAAUUGUGUAGGCAGUUUCACCGAAGCCAGAUGUCAAUGCAGACCUGGAUGGACUGGUCCUGCUUGCAACAUUCCAACGAUACCAACGACCUUCAAACAGCAGAGUUACGUAAAGUAUGCGCUUAGCUUUGAGCCGGAUCGCUUCAGUACGCUAGUUCAGCUGAGAUUCAGAACGAGGGAGCAGCAUGGUGAAUUGUUCCGAGUGAGUGAUCAGCACAAUCGCGAGUAUGGUAUUUUGGAAAUUAAGGAUGCAAGGUUGCGGUUCCGGUAUAAUUUGAAUUCGUUACGAACGGAAGAACGAGAUAUUUGGCUGAAUGCCAUUGCCGUGGAUGACGGACAGUGGCACGUUGUGAGGGUGAAUCGACAUGGAUCCGCAGCAACGCUAGAGUUGGACGGUGGUGAAGGUAGGAGAUAUAAUGAAACGUUCACCUUUGAUGGGCACCAGUGGUUGCUAGUGGACAAACAAGAAGGCGUCUAUGCAGGGGGUAAGGCGGAAUACACUGGUGUGAGGACGUUUGAAGUUUAUGCCGACUAUCAGAAGAGCUGUUUGGAUGAUAUAAGACUUGAAGGCAAGCAUUUGCCCCUUCCACCAGCAAUGAAUGGAACGCAGUGGGGUCAGGCAACCAUGGCUCGUAAUCUCGAGCGAAACUGUCCGUCCAACAAGCCAUGUGCAAACGUUAUCUGUCCGGAUCCAUUCGAAUGUGUGGACCUGUGGAAUGAAUACGAGUGCACUUGCGGCGAAGGCCGGGUCAUGUCGCCGGACGGCAAAGGUUGCAUGGACCGGAACGAGUGUUUGGAUUUGCCCUGUCUGAACGGUGGCAUCUGCGUCAAUCAGGAGCCAAAGCUGCGGUACCGGUGCGACUGCCCGGACGGAUUCUGGGGCGAGAAUUGCGAACUCAUCCAGGAGGGCCAAACGCUGAAGCUGAGCAUGGGCGCCCUGGCUGCCAUUCUUGUGUGUCUGCUAAUCAUAUUGAUCCUGGUGUUGGUAUUCGUGGUAUACAACCGAAGGCGUGAGUCGCACAUCAAGUACCCGGGGCCGGAUGACGACGUCCGGGAGAAUAUCAUCAACUACGACGACGAGGGCGGCGGCGAGGACGACAUGACCGCCUACGACAUUACACCGCUGCAGAUUCCGAUCGGACCGAUGCCGGAACUGACGCAGUGUAAAAUGCCGCCUCUAAUGUAUCCGGUCAUGACGAUGGGACCGGGCCACGAACCGAACGUGGGCAUGUUCAUCGAGGAGCACAAGAAACGGGCGGACAGCGAUCCGAACGCGCCACCGUUCGACGAUCUGAGAAACUACGCGUACGAAGGCGGUGGCAGUACGGCCGGUUCGCUCAGCUCGCUACAAUCAGGUACCGAUGACGAAGUGCAGGAGUUCGACUAUCUGGACGCGUGGGGUCCCCGCUUCGACAAGCUGGCCAAUAUGUACGGAGACCACCACCCGACCGAGCUCGACGAGCUGCAUUAAGUGAGAGUAAAAGGAAGGAGUGGUAAACUUGCCAUGCCAUUCUACACAGUCUGCUGCUAGUCAUUGAGUCCGAGUAAAUCAGUCAGUCGAGCGCACAUAAAUUUGGACGAAGAAUUGAACAUCACCGAGAGAGAGAGAGAGAGAACGAUGGCGGAAAACCUAAUCAGUCAGUCAGCGUCUUGUCUGUUGUUCCUUCGAAAGAGACUGCCUCCUUCCUACAUUUUCGAAAGCGGAAAUCAGACGCCCACUGCCUGCAGAGAGGGAGAGUUUCCUAGCUGCGGACCGAGGUAAGGGCACAGACAAACAGAUGUAACACUUAGAAUUAAUUUCUUCAAAAUUCAUCGCCCACUUUACACCGUCAUCAUCUGGUGUGCAGAUGGUGGUAGAAAAACGAUGCGCGUUCAUCUAGUGACGUAUGGAACAGCGAAUUUGAAAAGAUCGUUGAUUGAGCGGUCGAUGCAUAAUGUUGUCAGUGUUACGUCUGUUUGCCUGUGGUUAGGGCAUUAAAGUUAUGUUUGAAUUGCAGGUUUUUAGUUGAUUCUUUUUCCUGAACGGUCUGUCGGUAGGGCAGGAUGGUUUUUGUAAGAUAAGCGAUGAUAAAGGGGAUAGCGCGCGCAACUAAACAAAGCUAAACCAAAGUUUAAUUAUUAACGUUGAUGAGGGAUGAUUAGAAAGUGCAACUAGAUGGGGGUGGAUGAGAGGAUAGUGAUGAAUAAUGAUCAAGCGAUUUUUUUUCUACGUUGGAAAAGUUCAUCGUGGAUAGAAGAAGUGGUGAAAGUUGCUGCUCCUUGUUCUGAUGUGAAGAAGAUGACUCAAAGUUCUAGAGAGAAGACAUCCCUCUACAUUCCUCUCAUUCUCUUGCCGGAAGGAUAUAACUUGACCAUCCUAUUUCAUGGCAGCACUAUAAGGAAGGAUAGAAGUUCGCUCGUUUUGAGCGAUGAUUAUUAUUAUUCCGGUGAUUCAACUUUAUACUUAUAUCAACGAGUUUUUAAUGAGUGAUGUUCUCGUUCGGGAGAAUUUUUUUGGUGAAAUUUACACAUAGGAAGAAGAGACAAGCUCAUAUACACAAACAGAUAUACAAUACUCUUGAACAGGACAGACACACUCACACGAACAGUUACACAAACACUCAAUUAUACACAGUUAAACCGGGAUAGAAACAUGUAACAAAUCUAGGGUAUAGUUAUUUAUUAAAGUUUUGUUUUAACUCAGAAGCCGAAACAAUCGAUAGCAAUGGAUAGGGGAGAAAAGCUUUUUUAUUUUUUACAGAUUUAUGUAAGCAUGAGUAUGCAUUUCGUUGUUUCUGUUCGUUAUAGCGACCCACUCAGUUUCAAAUUUGAUUUUACCGAAUCAAACACAAUACGCUGUUCCUGUUUUUCGUCUUAAGUAAGUAAAAGUUUUUUAGUAGAAAAAACUGACUCGAAAUAUUGUUUUUAUAAAACAUCGUAAGCCUAGAGACUAACACUGGUACACAGACCUAUGAAAACAAGAACAGAAAACAUCAAACAAGAAUAGGGGAGGAUCACAAAACUCGCUCUAACAUUUUAGAAAGUUCGAGAUCGUCUACAUUUUUUCCAUUUAAUCGAUCUAGGAAAAUAAGUGUUUUGAAUUCGCACAGAUUUCAGACACAAAAUAAAAUCGAUAACGAAAAUUCGUAAACUUAACGAUUAGUGUACGGUCAGAGAGAACAACUCUAAGCUAAGUAAAUCAAAUAUACAGCACAGAAUGUAGAUUUGUGGUAAUGUAAGAUCCAUUGGCCGAAAUCUACUGUAAAGUUUUAUGUAGCGCAGAUAAAUCUUAUACUGUGUGGCUAAAAACAAAGAAAUUUUGACAGAAAUAAAUCGUGGCAGAACACUUGAGUGUUUAAAGGUAAAAUUUAUUUAUGUCGUAAGCUAAUAUUAACGAGACAUGAUAUUGUACAUCCAAAGACUGUAAACGUUUGUUCUUAUAACAUUUUCGUUCAAUGUGAUUUAGUUUCGAAUUUUAAGAAUUGAUGACGAAUCAAACAGAUUCUCUGAAAACCGUUUUGUAGAUCCGAAAUAUUUGAUUUGCAUUCUUUGUUGUAAAUAUUGGUAUCUUCAGCCAUAACUCUGUCAUUCGAUCCAAAUUCUAUGGUCCCACAUUUACACUUCCUGAUAGACAACUCACACCAACGAAGUAUGAUUGCUUCGAACACAAACUUCAUCUAGAGAGAGAAAUCGUGAAAAAAAACUCAGCGUGCGAGAAACAAAAACGAGCAAACUGAAUAUGUAUUAUUGAACAUUAUUAUUAUUAUAUUAGGUGAAAACAACAAAAAACAAACGAUAUUAAUUAGUAUGCUCAUUAAUCUAGGAAAGAUAUUUAACCAAACGCCAUUACAAAAAUAGGAAACAACGGAAUACAUUUUUACUGUUAGCGACACUCAUUCACAUUCACAUUGCCAUUCGUUAAUUGAGUUCAUUUUACCGGUUGCAUUAUUAUGAUAUUGAAACGUUUUACUACUUACUCACAAAUACACAUUCACAUCUACAGUACUCAUUCAAAAUCAGUAACAAUCGCACACUCACCCAUACACUUACAUAUCCCUCCAUUCACACAAACUCUGAACUCACUUCCAUAGCUGCAAAUCUAUUUCCUCUACACACUUCAUCCCAGUAUUCAUUAAAAACUGUUCUCGAACAGAAACCAAAACAAACUGACACUGCGCGAAAUAGGAAAAUUCCGAAAUAGUUAAUUCAAAAUCCAUCUUUUUUAUUAAUAUCCAAAACGGAACCCGGAAAAUACACAACAUGUGUGCAUGGCGAAUCUCUUCGAUGACAAACACACGAUGUAAGCGACAACUCAUGUGUUAAUAGAACACGAUUCCUAAAACCAAACAAGCAAAGUCAAAUCAGCCAAGCACACAACCACAAAGAAAAUAAAAAAAAACAAUUCACACACUUUAGAUGCAAUUCAAAAAAAAAUCGGAACGAAAAAACAAACUGAUGUUACAUUAAUAGAAAAAUAAAACAGAACCGACAAACUACCAAAUUCCUAGUGUAAAUAUAGUGUUACAAUAAGUCAACGCAGAGAACGCCGGUGACUGGAGGCAGGAGUAUUUAAGAAAAUGAAAAUGCUAAUCACACACACAGGAGUAAAUACAGAACGGUUAAAAAGUUGUAUUUCAAAACUACCGAGUAAUGUUUUCUAACCCGUCUCAAACCGAUGUGUGCGAUGGAAAAAAAAUAUUAUGAUAAAAAUGUGUAAAAGACGAAUUAAGAGUACAUAAACAGAGCAAAUGGGAGAAAUAAAGGAAAAUGUUACUUAGAGAAAAAUUUUAGAACGAACUAAACACACACACACACUCAAACACAUACACACACCCAAACUGAGAAAACUAAACUAAAAACGAAACUCAACGGGCAGUCACUGGAAGGCAUUGAAACAAAUUGAAACAAACAUUCACAUAAAAAAAAAAAACAAAAUCGACGACGUUCAAUUAUGGUUUAGAACAGAGGAUAAAACAAUGCUAAAUAAAGGUACAUCCCUUUGGAGGGAGCACUCCGAAUGGAUGGAUGAAAUUAA
This is a messenger RNA of Aedes aegypti (yellow fever mosquito), 9513 nucleotides long. RefSeq names its product neural-cadherin. The transcript is spliced from 12 exons. The coding region runs from base 817 to 5970 and encodes 1717 amino acids. The record is from RefSeq and is a predicted model, not a curated record. NCBI's taxonomy places the organism in Eukaryota, Metazoa, Arthropoda, Insecta, Diptera, Culicidae. Gene Ontology annotation, molecular function: calcium ion binding; cadherin binding. Gene Ontology annotation, cellular component: plasma membrane; catenin complex. Gene Ontology annotation, biological process: homophilic cell-cell adhesion.